Nerophis lumbriciformis (worm pipefish) is the source of this 1801-nucleotide messenger RNA. Its product is annotated as basal body-orientation factor 1-like. NCBI's taxonomy places the organism in Eukaryota, Metazoa, Chordata, Actinopteri, Syngnathiformes, Syngnathidae. The record is from RefSeq and is a predicted model, not a curated record.
AUGCAGAGGAAGAAAUUCAUCAAAGGAAAGACAAAAUCCCGCAAAGGAAAGAAGAGCGGUAAAAGGGAGUCUAAAGAUUUAGACGUAGAAAAAGGUCAAACUAAUGAUGCCUUAAGGGAGAUGAAGCUCAAGUUAACUAAACAAAGUCUCACGGAGUAUCGCGAGACCUACUGCCAGCUGGCUCGUGCCAACGAUGAGUUGACCAAUCAGCUGUCACACGCUGAGCGGGAAAACCUGGAUGCUACCGCCCACUGGCAGAGGCUGGAAGCCGACAAAGAUGGGAAGAUUAAUGUGCUCCAGAGCGCACUCAAAACCCAAGAGGCUAUUGCUUGGGAGCAGCAAAACAAACUGAUUGACCAUUACACACUUGAAGUCAAUGAAAUGAAGGAACUAUUCAGGAAGAAAGCUAGUGAGUUUGAGAUGAUACAAAAUGGAAUGAAGAAAAUUGAAGAGUUCCAGAUGACAAAAGCACAAAUGGAACAGGAGCUCAGCAAUAUCCGUAAAAGUAUAAAACUCACUAAGAAGGAGUACGGGGAAAACCUCAACAAUAUGGAGUACAGAUUCUUCAAAGAAAAGGCUCGCCUGGAGAAUGAUGCUGAGCAAAUGAUAGCACAGGUGGAAGAGCAGGCCCACCAUGAAGCUGUUGUGCAGCUAGAUGACGCCUCACGCUGUGUGUUCAAGGAGAACGUUCGUCUCAAUGAAACACUGAAACACCACAUGAAAGAGGUUGAGAGCCUGCAGAAACUGGCAAACUCAUUGGCAAAGGAAAACUCAUCUCUGGCACUGGACAAGAAGACACUGGAGAUGAUGGCAAAGAAGAAUGCAUCCCAGAUGGUGGCCCAAAAAGAAGAGUUAAUUCAGUUGAAAGUAAAAGUAGCUUCUCUGGAGCAAAACACUGCUGAGCAAGGCCAUCCCAAGGAGAAGAUGCUGGUCAGCUCACAGACCAGCAAAUUAGAGUUGGAGAAGCUCAAGAGGGUGCUCUCCAUGCGGGAGAAAGAACUGAAGCACAUCAAGAGGUUAGCAAGCACCAUUGUGGCGCAGCGCACAGAGCUGGAGCAAUUUUUCCACGAGGCGCUCGCUCAGGUGAAGGAGGAGAUAGUUGCCAGCCGGCUGCAAUACAAGAAGGAGGCGCAGCAGGUUUAUCACUUCACACUCAAAAAGGCCGAUGCAGGAAAGCUCAAGUUCCCGCCAAUACGCACCUUCCAUAACACUCCUCCCAGCACCAAUUCCGUUUACUCAGACAUGGAGGCGGCUGCUAGGUGGACACAUGGGCUUGGGAGCCAAGUGGAAAUGUCAGACCUGACGUGGGAGGAGAAGGAGCAAGUGCUUCGACUUCUGUUUGCUAAAAUGAACAGACAAAAGACACGGAGAACCAACAAUCCAGUGGCAUCCCCGUCUGAGAAGACGUUCCACAGUGACAGUUCUGUUGCUGGAGAGAAGCUCUGCGCGCCGUCAACCUUCAUUACUCAAGCUCCUGACUCCCUCCUGCCCGCAAACUCCAACCAUGGGUAGACGCAGCACGUGACCUCUGGUCCACCAUUACACUUUGGAUUGUCUCUGUCGCAAGUAUCACACCUCAUUUUUACUUUUCCAACCAUGUUGGGUGCAGUGUUACUUUAAGUACUCAUGGUUGCUUGACAUAUUUGGAUUCACUUUGACUCUGUCUUGUUUAUCUAAACAUGUUAUUCUGGAUUCUAGCCUUCCAACUUCAGGUUUGUUUUGGCAAGGUCCAUGCAUGUCCAAACAACAUCCUUAUCUUGUAGAAAGUAUUCCCACAAGAGUAGAUGAUGCAAAGUGGAGA